Molecule: messenger RNA, 1691 nt
Organism: Malus domestica (apple)
Lineage: Eukaryota; Viridiplantae; Streptophyta; Magnoliopsida; Rosales; Rosaceae
Product: mitogen-activated protein kinase kinase kinase 20-like
Biological process (GO): protein phosphorylation; signal transduction
Molecular function (GO): ATP binding; protein kinase activity
Source: RefSeq, a predicted model, not a curated record
CUUCCCAUUCGUUUUUGGGAAUAUACAUAGAGCUUUGCGUGAGCUUUACUCCACCAAAUCGCAUUUGUGUUUCCCCCCACAUUGCUGUUCUCUUUCUUCUUCCUUCCUCAACAAUCAACAUCAAUUCUGUAGUCUCUUCUAUUCCGUUCUUCCACUUGGUGGAUUCCCUCUCCUCCAAAGCGACGACGUCGUCUUCAGUUCCGGCCGCCGGUUCUGGCUUCCACUUUUGCUGCCCUCCGUGCAGAGAAAUACGAGCCCUCCGCAACGGUCGACUCAGAUACGUUUGAAUUUUCUUUAUGAAAUAUUUAGGGCUUCUUUCCGUUUUAGGGUUUGGUUUGAUUUUCCUAUUUGAUUCAGAAUUCUGCUGUGGUAAUUUGAAAUAUCCAAUUCCUAGUAGGACUAUGAUUGUUAAUUAGGGCUUCUUAUUUGGCAAAUUCCAGUCGCUAAUUUCUUCAGAAUAAUAUUAAUUACUAGCUUAUUAUCUUGUGAAUAAAGCAAGCAACUGGUUAGACAGUUGGAAUGACGAAACGAAAGGCCGAAGAAGAAAUACAAGGAGAAAGUCAGAGUCAGAGCAUGUGGAAUCACGGAGAGCGCUGGUUGAGAGGAGCGUUGAUUGGACAAGUUAUGGCCGUGAAAUCCGCAGAGCUCUCCGCUUCGGAGUCCAUUCAGCACGAGGCUGCGGUUCUCUUUGAGAUUAAGGGCUGCCCUUUCAUUAUUGAGCGCUUUGGCGAGGAGACCACAAUAACCGAAAAGGGUCACAAGGUCUACAACUUGUUGCUAGAAUUUGCUGCAGGAGGAACCCUUGAUGGUCUCAUCCAACGAUCCAAUGGUCAUGGAUUGCCUGAAGCUGAGGUUAAAAGGUAUGCAAGGUCGAUUCUUGAAGGGGUUAAACAUGUUCACAAAUGUGGAUAUGUUCACUGCGAUCUAAAGCCCGAGAACAUCUUGCUUGUGCCUGUUGCUGCAACUUGUUCUAGUUCUGGUUUUGUAGCCAAGAUUGCAGAUUUUGGAUUGUCAAAGAAAAGAAAGGAGAAAUUCAGUGGAUGGAGAGGCACUCCUUGGUAUCUAUCCCCAGAAGCUUUUAAAGAUGAGAAGCAAGAUCAGUCCUCUGAUAUAUGGUCUCUUGGUUGUAUAGUGUUUGAGAUGCUAGUGGGCAAGUCGCCCUGGGAAUUGAAGCCAGGUUUUGAUGAUCUUGUCGAUUCCUACGACGCGAAGAUGUUGGAUCAUCUGCGUACUUCCAAAAUUCCGGCUGGAAUCUCAUAUAUGGCCAUGGAUUUUCUCAAGAGUUGCCUGGCCACGAAACCUGGGAAACGAUUAACUGCUGAAGAGCUCUUGUCUCAUCCCUUUCUAGCGUGGCCACAACCAACAAAACCAGGUCAUGUGAAGGUAAAGUUGGUUAACUCAGCUUUAGGCCACACAUACGGCGUGCGUUUCUUAAAACGGAGUGCAGAGUACCACGCAAGCGGUGCCAUUGUUCCCAGAAUUCAGCCAGCCCCGGGUUUUGGUAUACAAGCAGGAGUGUAGAAUGAAGUUGCUGUUUGAUGUGAUAAUUUCAGUAAAAGCACGUUGGAGCCUGGAGGUUCUUUAUUGUUGUAUCUUUUGAUUGCAAUGUGCGUUAAUCGUUUCGAUUUUGGAAGCGCACAAUUGUACAAAAAUGAUUCAAAUUUGUAUCCAAAUACGUGUUUACUUUUUUU